Molecule: messenger RNA, 1434 nt
Organism: Umbelopsis ramanniana AG
Lineage: Eukaryota; Fungi; Mucoromycota; Umbelopsidomycetes; Umbelopsidales; Umbelopsidaceae
Exons: 11
Coding region: 40-1356 (438 amino acids)
Molecular function (GO): protein binding
Source: RefSeq, a predicted model, not a curated record
UCUGUACCGCACACGACACUGACUAGUUAUUGCAGAGUAAUGGAUGAAAGUAACGAAGCAAUACAAGUCCUUGAUCCCGAUUCACAAAAUGUAGAUCCAGCUCUCGGUACCACUGCAGAAGAAUCCGCUGCAUUUGAUCACCAAACUGUUGAUCAGGUCAUGACACAACAAUACUCUAUGUACUGCAUUGAUUUAUCAGGAGAUAUCGAAAAGCGCGUGUCGACGAAUUCGAUAUAUAACGACCAAGACCAGUUCUUUAAAUCUUGCAAAUGGUCUCCAGAUGGAACUUCAGUUUUAGCCAACUUGAAUGACAAUCGAGUUCGAGUAUUUCAACCAUCCACAGAAACAUUUAGUGAGCUUCAAGAUGGUGACCAUCAAAUCAUGGAGACUAUUCAAGCAAAAGAAGCGGAAUCAAUAUACGAAUGUUGCUGGUUUCCACUAAUGAACAUACAAGAACCAGCAUCAUGCUGUUUCCUCACAUCUUCUAGAGAUCAUCCUGUUCAUCUUUGGGACUCCAACACUGGCGAGCUUCGGGCAUCCUACUCGGUGAUUGAUCAUAGAGAGCGGUUUAUGGGUGCGAUCGGUCUAACGUUCAAUCUGGAUGGAUCAAAUAUAUAUUGCGGGUACGAAAAUAUGAUUCAAGUGUUUGAUACUAGCAGACCAGGGCAAGCUAUACACAAGAUCACAACCACCAAGACGCGAAAAAGUAGAAAUGGGCAAAAAGGCAUCAUAUCUAGUUUGGCAUUCAGCCCAGACUACUCAGGGUUACUGGCGGCAGGAACAUACAACAGAAAUAUAGGACUUUACGAUUCAGCAACGGGUCAGCUUUGUUCGGCAUUCGGGGGUCUGGACGGAGGUGUCACACAGGUUAAAUUCUCACCAUCAGGCACCUAUCUUUUCUCUGCUAACAGACAAGAUAACAAGAUAACCUGCUGGGAUAUUCGUAACACUGGUGAUGCACUUUGUCAUUAUACAAGGCCAGGCUAUACGAAUCAACGACUUUCUUUUGAUAUUGAUGGCACUGGGCAAGUAUUAGCGUCUGGAGACAGCGAUGGAAAUAUUCGAUUGUUUGAUAUUUCUGUCAUGAAAGACGAAGGCGACAAGGUGGAGCCCACCAAAUUGUUGCGAGGUCAUGAUGAUCUGGUUUCUUCUGUGUCCUUUAAUCAGGUUUAUCCUUUGCUUGCUUCCUGCUCUGGACAGCGGAAAUUCAGUAUGAAAAACGAUGAAUCAGACGACGAUGAGAUGGAUGGAGAUGAUCAAGACCAACUUAACAUAGAUAACUCCCUGAAGCUGUGGCAUCUGCCCGGCUCAUGGAUGACAUAUGAAUCACAGCAAAUGGAGAUGGAAACCGCAUGAAGCAACACACACUUGAUAAUAUAAAUCCUCAACUCAUUCAACUGUACUGUACUAUGCUUCAACAUAUCAUUGUUCUUU